AUGCACUUGCUCAAAGUCCUUGGGCUCGCCGACCUUCUUGCUGGCACGGAAGCAGCCCUCACAUACCGCGGAGUCGACUGGUCCUCUGUGGCCGUCGAGGAAAGGGCCGGCAUCCAGUACAAAACAACAAGUGGCCAAGUGCAGCCCCUUGAGAGGAUCCUCGCGUCCAGCGGAGUCAACAUUGUUCGCCAGCGAGUAUGGGUCAACCCGAGCAACGGCGACUACAACCUGAACUACAACCUGAAUCUCGCGCGACGCGCCAAAGCUGCUGGCCUGGGCGUCUACCUCGACCUGCACUUCAGCGACACAUGGGCCGACCCAGCGCAUCAGAGCAUUCCCAGCGGCUGGCCAUCCGACAUUGACAAUCUCUCGUGGCGGCUAUACAACUACACGCUCGAUGUGUCCAACCAGUUCGCAUCGGCGGGCAUCGCGCCGUCCAUCAUCUCGAUCGGCAACGAGAUCCGCGCCGGGCUGCUGUGGAACACGGGCAGGGAGGGCAACUACUACAACAUUGCGCGCCUGCUGCACUCGGCUGCCUUUGGCAUCAAGGACUCACGGCUCAGCCCGAAGCCCAAGAUCAUGAUCCACCUCGACAACGGCUGGAACUGGUCCCAGCAGAGCUACUUCUACCAGCAGACUCUCGCGGCGGGCCCGCUCCUGCUGUCGGACUUUGACAUGAUGGGCGUCUCGUACUAUCCGUUCUACAACCCGUUGGCCACGCUGGCAUCCCUCAGGAGCACGCUGGCAAACAUGGCCAACACGUGGAACAAGGAGAUUGUGGUUGCCGAGAUUGACUGGCCGACGUCCUGCCCGAGCCCUGCGUACGCGUUCCCCAGCGACCUGAGGAGCAUACCCUUCUCGGCGGCAGGGCAGACGCAGUUUGUGCAGCAGGUCGCGCAGGUUGUCGCGGGCACGAGGAACGGAAAGGGGCUGUUCUACUGGGAGCCGUCGUGGGUGGACAACCAGGCACUGGGGUCGUCGUGCUCGUCAAACACCAUGUUUGCGUGGCCGGGGACGGCGCUGUCGAGUCUCUCUGUGUUUUCCACAAUCUGA
Microdochium trichocladiopsis is the source of this 1053-nucleotide messenger RNA. RefSeq names its product family 53 glycosyl hydrolase. Gene Ontology annotation, biological process: pectin catabolic process. Gene Ontology annotation, molecular function: glucosidase activity. The coding region runs from base 1 to 1053 and encodes 350 amino acids. The record is from RefSeq and is a predicted model, not a curated record. The transcript has a single exon. NCBI's taxonomy places the organism in Eukaryota, Fungi, Ascomycota, Sordariomycetes, Xylariales, Microdochiaceae.